AAUGGCUUAGCGGAUCACCCCUGUGAAAUAGUCAGUGAAUCCCAAAACCCACAUAGCCCAGCAGCUAGCGGAGGCCCGAGCCUAGCCGCCAGAGAUCGAGGCGGAAACAUAUUUUUUUCUUCUUCCAGGAAUCCCCCCGCCCCUGGUAUUCCGCAUCCGCUCCUCCACGCGCCACCCGCUGCUCCUUCUCUAUCUCUCGUCGUCGCGGUACCCCGUGGACGCGGACGGCUCCGGGGCGGGCGACCGCCAUUGGCGCUGCCGCCAAGCCACCAUUGGGAAAGAACAGAAGAUGGUUGUCCAGGAGUUCACUGUUGAUCUCAACAAGCCCCUUGUUUUCCAGGUUGGCCAUCUCGAGGAACAUUACCAGGAAUGGGUUCACCAACCUAUUGUGAGCAAAGAAGGUCCACGCUUUUUCAGAAAUGAUGUCAUGGAGUUGUUGACACUCACAAAAUGGUGGGCUGUGCCAGUCAUAUGGCUACCUGUCGUUUGCUGGUUGUUUGUCAAGUCUAUUCAAAUGGGUCAUACUAUUCAGGAAGUAAUUCUAAUGGCCCUAUUUGGAGUAUUUGUCUGGACAUUGAUUGAGUAUUCUUUGCACCGCUUCCUAUUCCACAUCGAGACUAAAAGCUAUUGGUCAAACACAGCACAUUACCUUCUUCAUGGAUGCCACCAUAAGCAUCCUAUGGACUCACUCAGACUUGUAUUCCCUCCUGCUGGAACAGCAAUUUUGUGUGUGCCGUUCUGGAACGUAGUCGCAUUCUUUGCAACUCCAUCUUCAACUCCUGCACUGUUUGGUGGUGGCCUGUUGGGAUAUGUGAUGUAUGAUUGCACUCACUAUUACUUGCACCAUGGACAGCCAUCCAAAGAUCCAGCAAAACAUCUCAAGCGGUAUCACCUCAACCACCAUUUCAGAAUCCAGGACAAGGGCUUCGGCAUCACCUCAUCGCUCUGGGACGCAGUUUUUGGGACGUUGCCUUCAUCCAAGAUCUCCGUGAAGCACAACUGAUGUGUAUAAACAUGUUCUUUGCAUCAGAAAUUCUUAAGAGGACUUGUACAUUGAUUGUUAGGCAAACUGUUCCUCUUCUCUGCCAUGGGUUCACAUGUCUACUCGGUCCGAGUUGCAGUGGAGUGCCGGUGCCUGUUCUGAUGAGAAGAUAUUUGAUUGCCUUGCCAUUUCAUCCGCAGCCAAUGGGCUAUUCUUGAUAUUUUGAUUCUCCUAUAAUCUUAGAAAUUAGGAUCAAUAGUUUCCUAGCAACAUCGAUUGUGUUUCAUUUUUGGGGAUUCAGUUAUCUAUUCUUCAGAGCAUGAUGUGAGAUGUGUGCUCUUUUCCGUGUAUAUACGACAUCAGUUCGUUGG
Molecule: messenger RNA, 1353 nt
Organism: Brachypodium distachyon (stiff brome)
Lineage: Eukaryota; Viridiplantae; Streptophyta; Magnoliopsida; Poales; Poaceae
Product: dihydroceramide fatty acyl 2-hydroxylase FAH1
Exons: 7
Coding region: 290-1003 (237 amino acids)
Biological process (GO): fatty acid metabolic process; lipid biosynthetic process
Cellular component (GO): membrane; endoplasmic reticulum
Molecular function (GO): iron ion binding; fatty acid 2-hydroxylase activity
Source: RefSeq, a predicted model, not a curated record